This is a messenger RNA of Phytophthora sojae, 894 nucleotides long. RefSeq lists its product as hypothetical. The record is from RefSeq and is a predicted model, not a curated record. Gene Ontology annotation, molecular function: protein binding. Gene Ontology annotation, cellular component: cytoplasm. The coding region runs from base 1 to 894 and encodes 297 amino acids. The transcript has 3 exons. Gene Ontology annotation, biological process: regulation of translational initiation. Lineage: Eukaryota; Oomycota; Peronosporomycetes; Peronosporales; Peronosporaceae.
AUGGAUGACAACGCGGAGCUCCAGUCCAUCUUCGAGGACGAGUUCCAGCUCAAGGGCGACUUGGACCAGCCGGGAGUGGCCAGGUCCUUCACGGUAUCAGUGCCGGGGCCUCAUGCCAUCGUGCUUCUGGUACACCUGCCGCAGGGAUAUCCGUCCGUGGAUCCCCCCAUCGCUGAGGUGUACGAGUCCUUCGGUCUGACAAAUGCUCAGAGAGACGAUAUCCUAGAGAACUUGGCUGCCAUCUUCGAGCGCUCGAGCGGUCAAGUGUGCCUCUACGAGUGGAUCGAAGACGUGAGGGAGAAGUACGCCAAUGCUGAACUCGAUGCUGAGGCUGGGGCUGGCGAUAGUGAAGAGGAAGGGGUCGCAGCCGACACACGACUUGAUGCAGUCGAGUACUUUGAGUCGGAUUCGCAGACGCUGCGUCCUCGAGUACGAACAGCUCAGCUAGUGCGCGACGUCGAGCGUGAAGCAGUGAUCGCUCCUCUCAUUGUUCACGGAACGAUGAUUGUCGACCGAAAGAGCACCUUCAUAGCGCACGCGUGUCCGGUCAAGUGUGUUGAAGAUGUGCGCUCCUUCCUUGCGCUGCUGCUCGACUACCGCAAGAUUGAACGGGCGAUCCACAACAUGCUGGCCUAUCGCAUCAUCGGCGACUUCACUGUCAAAGACAACGAUGAGGACGGAGAGCACGGAGCAGGCAGCAAGCUUUCGAACCUGUUAGAGCUGCUGAAGGCUGAAAAUGUGGCCGUCGUGGUGACGAGAUGGUACGGCGGAAUCAAGCUUGGCCCCGACCGGUUCAAGCAUAUCAACGCGUGCGCGCGGCAGGUACUGGAAGAUGGUGGAUUCUUGGACGAGGCAAACCUUCACCACGGAUCCAAGAAGAAAAACAAACGGUGA